Messenger RNA from Symbiodinium necroappetens, 654 nucleotides. Lineage: Eukaryota; Dinophyceae; Suessiales; Symbiodiniaceae. The record is from the annotation of a GenBank genome assembly.
AUGGGAGCGGUCACCUCUUUCAUGUAUGGGCGGCCACUACCAGACUCCGGCCGUCAUCUCUACUUCAGCGAGAGGCUGUACCUUGGCUGGUUAGAGCUCCUUUGCUGCCCGGAGGUUGCUGGCUGCAAUGUCCGCAGCUACAUGGAGGGCGAUCAUCGCGGAGGCUCCUUGCAGUACACGGUCCUCAGAAGUGUCUCCUACAGCCCCUAUGUUCCACGCUUUGUUAUGGAGAUCCGGAACAAGACCAUGCCACGACCAGCAGUCGUGGGUCGCAUGGAAAAGCUUGAUACUGUCGUCCGCGCCAAAUCCGGUGAGUUUCUCAGCAUCCAGUUGUGGAAGAUGGUAUGCAACGGUUUGCAGUGGACGGAUAAGCGAAAACGACGGGUGCUGCCCUCUGAUUCCGAUUCCUUCGUGAUGCACGUCGCGAUUGCCACCCAGGCUAAGAUCGACUUUGAUGAGGGUGAAGCUGAGAAUGACAACCUGGACAGCAGGAGCGAGAGGUGGGUUCAAACCAUCAGCACUGACAACCCUGCGCUGUCGAUCUGGAACAAAAAGACCAUGCAAAGCAGCCAUGGUGCUCUUUGCGAGAUCAAGUUGUCCUACGAGGGCCAGAAUGUCGGCACGGCGAAGCAGAAGGUUUUCGAGUCCGGUGAG